CCCUUCCACUCGUCCUCUCCUCUUUUCCUCCGUACUCUACCUCUUCCCUCAUUCUUAGCAUCAUCAUCGUCUAUCCUCCAUUCCUUCUCCUACUGAACAUCUCCGAUUUCCAACGGUGUCACGAUUUGAAUCGUGAGUGGCCGGCACAUCACCUCCUGGGCAUCUAAUCAGCUUAUCAUCUGCAGUACGUCACUGCUCUUGACGCUGCUUGUUUGUCCGGUCAUUACCAUUGCUCAUCAUCACAUCGCACAGUACAACCCAUCACCAUGAGGAUCGCCACAUCCUCAGCUCUGCUGGUCGGGGCGGCCUCCGCCAUCAACAUCCAGCAGGAUGCUCAGCAAGUCCUCGGCGGCGCCGCCGACAAGAUCAUGGAGGUGGCAUCUGGUGCCGCCUCCUCCUGGGCCGAUAAGGUCAAGGAUUACGAGGCUGCCUUUGGAGCCAUGACCGACGAGGCCAAGGCCCUGUUCGACGAGAUAGAGCUUCUCGUCCCGAAUGCCUUCGAUUCUUUGCCCUCUCUGCCCAAGCCAAAGAAGCAUUCCCGGAGGCCCGACUCCGAGUGGGACUUCGUCAUGAAUGGUGUCGACAUCCAGAAGGUCUGGACCAAGACCACCGCUGAGGAGGAGAGCCACCGUGCUAUCGGCGGUGAUCUCGAGUCCUAUAAGCUGCGGACCAAGGCUGUUGACCCCUCGAAGCUCGGCGUCGACACUGUCAAGCAGUACAGUGGCUAUCUGGAUGACGAGGCGAAUGACAAGCACCUGUUCUACUGGUUCUUCGAAUCACGCAACGACCCCAAGAACGACCCCGUCGUACUAUGGCUCAACGGUGGCCCUGGCUGCUCCUCUCUGACUGGCCUCUUCUUCGAGCUCGGCCCCUCUGCCAUCGAUGACCAGGUCAAGGUCAAGUACAAUCCCAGCUCCUGGAACAGCAACGCAUCCGUGAUAUUCCUAGAUCAGCCUGUCAAUGUCGGCUACUCGUACAGUGGCGAUUCGGUCAGCGACACUGUUGCUGCCGGCAAGGAUGUCUACGCGCUCUUGACGCUCUUCUUCGAGCAAUUCCCUCAGUACGCCAAGCAGGAUUUCCACAUUGCCGGAGAGAGUUAUGCCGGACACUACAUUCCGGUCUUCACUUCCGAGAUUUUGUCCCACAAGCACCGCAACAUCAACCUCAAGUCCGUAUUGAUUGGCAACGGCUUGACCGACCCCUACACCCAGUACCCUCACUACCGUCCCAUGGCAUGCGGCGAGGGUGGUUACGACGCUGUCCUCAGCGAGAGUGAUUGUCAGUCUAUGGACAACGCCCUGCCUCGCUGCCAGUCCAUGAUCAGCAACUGCUACGAGAGCAAGAGCUGGCUGAGCUGCGUUCCUGCCUCGAUCUAUUGUAACAAUCAGAUUCUCGGUACCUACCAGCAGUCGGGCCGAAACCCGUACGAUGUUCGCAUUGACUGUGAGGGAGGCAGCCUUUGCUAUCCAGGUCUGGGUAACAUCGAUAAGUAUCUCAACAAGCAGGAGGUUAUGGCCGCCCUGGGCGUUGAGACUGUCGACAGUUACGACAGCUGCAACUUCGACAUCAACCGGAACUUCCUGUUCAAGGGCGACUGGAUGCAGCCUUUCCACCUGUUGGUGCCCGGUAUCCUGGAGCAGAUUCCCGUGCUCAUCUAUGCCGGCGAUGCCGACUUCAUUUGCAACUGGCUCGGUAACGAGGCCUGGUCCAACGAGCUUGAGUGGCCCGGCCACAAGGACUUUAAGAGCACCAAGCUGUCGCCUCUCAAGGCCGACGGUGAGGAGUAUGGCAAGGUCAAGUCCUCUGGCAACUUCACUUUCAUUCAGAUCUAUGGUGCCGGCCACAUGGUCCCAUACGACCAGCCCGGCCCAGCUUUGGACUUCUUCAACCGCUGGCUGAGCGGCGAGUGGUUCAACUAAAGCCAAGGCUUUUAUUUGUAACACUACAAUAGUGAGGCCUUGCUGUCUCUUGUAAUGGUCAUGGAAGAAGUGUUUCCAAUGAGUGGUGGUACUUUCCUAUAUAGUCCUCAAGGUGUGAUUUGCAGCCCCAAGAUUGGAUAGAUGGGCGUUGUGUGGUCAGUAGCAUAUGGAUUAAGAAUAAACUCUCACACCA
Molecule: messenger RNA, 2112 nt
Organism: Cryphonectria parasitica EP155
Lineage: Eukaryota; Fungi; Ascomycota; Sordariomycetes; Diaporthales; Cryphonectriaceae
Exons: 3
Coding region: 267-1919 (550 amino acids)
Biological process (GO): proteolysis
Cellular component (GO): fungal-type vacuole
Molecular function (GO): serine-type carboxypeptidase activity
Source: RefSeq, a predicted model, not a curated record